AUGCCUGAACAAAUAAAUCUAGUUCCUCCAAUCUCUGAUGUUUCUUCUAUUAUCCCCAUAAUGUCGCUAUUCACGCAUGAUGGGAUCUGUCACGGUCAGGCCUGUUGCAUUGCGGUCAACGCAGACCGGAUAUGUGCGGGCUUCACGAUGCUGCGGUCGCUAUCAGGUCUUGUGCUGUCACCGAACCCGUCGGCAAAUCAUGAGACUCUCACUCUGCGCUUGGACAAAUUGGCCGGUGCGGAGAAUGGAAAGGUAUCCGAGGGUGCAGGUUCGGCUGUGAUCGGUGAUAAGCAUGGGCCGAGGACCCAAGCUGCCAUGCCACGGCCGUUGGCGAGCUUCUCAGGCGCAGGAGAGCUUAAUUAUUGGCUUGAAGGCAGCUGCCAAAUGCAGCGCUGCGGGUCGGUGGCCAUUGGUCUCUCUGGCCAUUUCCCAACGACACGCAACACUAAAAUCCGAGUACCCCCGGCCAGGCCAGUGCACGCUGAUUGCUCGAUAUUCUCCGAUCUGCAGGUCUGGCGUUCCAUGAAUGGUCUCCCGUAG
Molecule: messenger RNA, 540 nt
Organism: Aspergillus eucalypticola CBS 122712
Lineage: Eukaryota; Fungi; Ascomycota; Eurotiomycetes; Eurotiales; Aspergillaceae
Exons: 5
Coding region: 1-540 (179 amino acids)
Source: RefSeq, a predicted model, not a curated record